Messenger RNA from Columba livia (rock pigeon), 6918 nucleotides. RefSeq names its product T cell leukemia homeobox 2 (gene TLX2). The transcript has 5 exons. NCBI's taxonomy places the organism in Eukaryota, Metazoa, Chordata, Aves, Columbiformes, Columbidae. The record is from RefSeq and is a predicted model, not a curated record. Bases 3745 to 4968 code for a protein of 407 amino acids. Gene Ontology annotation, biological process: regulation of transcription by RNA polymerase II; animal organ development. Gene Ontology annotation, cellular component: nucleus. Gene Ontology annotation, molecular function: DNA-binding transcription factor activity, RNA polymerase II-specific; RNA polymerase II cis-regulatory region sequence-specific DNA binding.
UGGCUGCAGGGACGGGCAGUGCCACCAACAGGACCCCGUUAUGGAGCAGGGUGGCAGCCAGACCCCCACGUGCCCACUCCCUGCCUGGGGAGUGUGAGGGCCACGGAGCCUGGGCCGGUGUGGGGCUGUGGGGUGGUUUGAUGCUGAGAUGCAGCCCCGCUCCCGGUGCCGGCCCCGGCAGAGCCGGUGCAGCUCCAGCAGGGCCCGGUGCCGCAGUGGCCAUGGACAGAAUGUCAUGGCUGAAGGCUGAUCUAUCGCCUGGAACUGGGCAAAUGCCCCUUCUGCUGUGUCCCAUCUGGCCAUCCCGGACUCUGAGGUGCCAGGUCACACUCCUGCCCCGAUGUGGGGACGUGUUUGCUGUGCCCUGCAGAGAACUCCCGGUCCAGCCCCGUGGGGAAGGGAGAGACACACUCUGGGGACCACGGGGGCUCACGCUGUGGCGAGAAAUGAGGAGUGGGUUUGUACCUGCGCACGCUGGGUGGUCCCAGUCCUCCCAGUGCGGGUGUAUGGGGUCCCCCUGCCUGAGGCCUCGCUGGCCAUGGGGUGUGAAGCUGGGGGCAGAGCCGGGGGGAGCCAGAAGCAGCAACUCUGCCUGGUGGCUGCAUGGUGGCUCUGGGGACCCAAGAACAGGCACAGGGAGACAGCACUGUCCAGCUGCUGGUGGCCUGAGUGUCACUGGCCAGCCAGAGCCAGCAGCACGAGAAGGUGACAGCGGGGGGGGCCCUGGAGUCCCUGGGAGGGUGACCCCUGCACCCACAGCCCUUCUCGAGCCCUCGGGGCUCUCCCUGCCCUGGGGCAGCCGCAGCCACGGUGCUGGGGGGAGCCGGGCAGGGGUGUGCAGCCCAGCCAAGGGGCUGCAUGUGCUGCCAGCCCCAGCCCCCUGUGGACACCUCCCGUCCGUCCAGAACCGGUGCCGGGUGCUGGGGUCGCCCUCUGCACCGGGGUCAGGCCGAGCACCCUCCUGGUGAGGCUGCAGACGGGGGUGCGGCCCAGGAGACCCCGUGGGCGCAGGGCGGACCGUGGCGCAGGCAGGCGCCGCAUGAGCCCGUACGGCCCGCGGCCCCGUCACCCGUCCCCCAAUCCAUCUCCCAGGAGCAGCAGCAUUCCAGCCCCUGGGCACGGCAAACAUCUGCCUCGCGCUCCGGGUUUAAUUAACCUGCUGCCUCCUCCCUCCCCCAGCACCCGGCGUUUCCUCCCCAGCGCUGCUCAGGGCUGGGACAAGCACUGACAGGGCCUGGGCCGACACCAGUGCCAACACAAGUGCCAGUGCCGUGGCCAGUGUCAGUGCCGGUGCCAAUGCUUGCUGUGUCCACAGGGCCAUGGCGAGCCUCCCUGCCGCACCAGCCCACAGCUGGCGGCUCUCUCUGGGCGGGAAAGCCACGGCCGUGCCGUGUGGGUGCAGCUGGAGCACUGGGUGGGUUUCUCCCGGCACCUGUCGGGCCAUGUGCAGCAAACUGUAGGGAACUGGCAGGGCAGGGUCCUGGUGCUGCAGACCGGGGCACAGCGUCCCCCCGGCUGAGGCGCGUGGGGCCUCCCACCCAUGGCACAGGGCUCCACGGGAGCAACGGGAAGAGAAAUGCCUCUGGCAUGCAACGCGGCAGUUCCGCACCUGCCCGGCACUGUGGUGGGACAGUGGCACAGCCAGCUCGGCACAGCACGGGGGUUGGGCAGGGCAGCGUGUGCCCAACCUGUGCCUGGCAGGGUUGGACAUGUGUGUGUGUGUAUGUGUGCAUCCGCGCUGUGCCGCAUGCGUGUAUGCGUGUGCAGCAGGCUGUGCAUACACACGCGUGUGCAGGCAGGCUGUGCCCCUGGGGAAUAUGUUUGUCUAUCAGCACCCCAUGGCACUGGGUGAGUGGGUGCCCCUGCGGCCACAGCUGCCCCACACCCCAGAGUUGCUGCGGGAGCAGGGACGGUCACCCCACACUGCAGCGGAGCUGGCUGAGCCUGAAUCCACCCAGCGCCCCUGGUGUGUGUGGCCCCUGGUGCCCCCGGGGUGUGUAGUGUCCAUUGGGACAUGCAGUGCAUUGCAUGCGGUGCCCAGGAUGUGUAGUGUGUGUUGGGACAUGCAGUGCAUUGCAUGCAGUGCCCCUGGGAUGUGCAGUGCCCCCAGGAUGUGCAGUGCCCCCAGCACGUGCAGUGCCCCCGGGAUGUGCAGUGCCCCCGGGAUGCGGCAGCUGCGGUUCCCGGUGCCGCUGUGAUUUACAGGCACAGGCCCCGGUAAUGUCAUUUACCCCAGACCGGUGGCGCCAGGGUGGCCGGGCAGCUGCCCCUCCUCGCCAGCCCCUGCCCCGGAGUCGUGACCCGCCCGGGACCCGGGACCCCCGUCCCGGGAGCCGCCGGGACCGACCCGCGGGUCUGCCCCACGACCGCACCUCACGGGCCGGACCCGCCGCUUGCGGAGCAGCUGUCGUGAUAGCUGCCGGGAGCCCCGGUCCGAGCCGGUCCGGCCCGUGCUGCUCUCCGGUGGCCGCUACCGCCGCCGGUGGAGCGGGGCCGGUCCGCCGGCCGGGGCCGAGCCCGCCCCGGGCGGAAUCGUUGCACCCCGCACACGGGCACCCGGUGGGGCUGCAGCAGGCCCCGCUUUUGCGAGCCAGGUACGAGCGUCCCGACGGGCCGGUCUAGGCUCCGUGCCCGGGAACGGCGGGUCGGAGGGACCGGGGUCCGUGUCCCGCGAACGGCUGAUUAAUAGGAACAGCGGGUUCGCGCUACCGGGAACGGCGGGUCCGCGGGAACCAGAGUCUGUGACUCGGGAACGGUGAGUCGGGGGAACUGCGAUCCAUGAUCACAGAACGGCGGGUCCGUGGAGAAUGGGGUCCGUGCUACCGGGAACGGCGGGUCCGGGGGAAACGUGAUCCAUGGCCCGGGAACGGAAGGUCGACGUAACUGGGGUCAGUGUCCCGGGAACGGCGGGUUCCUGGUAACCGGGGUUCAUCCACCGGGAACGGCGGGUUUGGAGAAGCGGGAUUCGAACCACCCGGCAGGGCGGAUGGGUCCGUGCCCCGGGAACGGCGGGUCGGGGGAAGCUAAACGUGUGUCCCCGGGAGCGCGGGUCCCUGCUACCGGGAGGGGCGUAUUAGUCCGUGCUCCGGGACCGGUGGCUCGGGGGAACCGCGGGACGUCUGGGAGCGGCGGAUCUGGGCAAACGCCGGGUCCGUGUCCCGGGAGCGGCGGCGCCAGGGACCGAGAGGUCCGGUCGCUCCGCGGUGGACGGGCUCGGUGGUACCGGACUCGGUGCGCCCGGACAGCAGCGGGUCAGCGGAACGAAGCCUGCGCGACUCAGAAGCGGUGGGCGCGGUGCGGGUCCCUGCGUCCCGGGAUGCAGGAACGGGCUAGCGGCGCCCGGACCGGGACUGCUCCAUAUGCCCUGGGGGGCGCAGCCGUGUGUCCCGCGAGGACGGGAGGCCGCGGCUCCGCCUCGGGCGGCCAAGCGGCGGUCCCGGCCCUUCCGCGCUGUGCGCCCCGACGCCCCCGGGGCGCGGAGAGGCACCGGUAUCGCGGCGGCUUCGGUGGCCGCCGCGCCGUCCCUUCGUUGCUGCGCGCCGGAGGGCGUCAGGCGGCUUCCCCGGCGGCGGGGAACCGGACCGGAGCGCGGCGGGGCCAGGGGCGUCCCGGGGCCGGCCGGGGCGCUGUAAGCUCUGGGCCCGACGGGCCGGGCUGGAGCAGGUGCGAGAGCCCCGGCGGCCGGCGAGCCGGGAGCCCGGUGCCACGGCAGGGGGGGGGCCGGUGGCGGGGUGUGGCCCCGGGAUGCGUGAGCCUCCGCCCCCGGGGGCGCGGGGCUGUCAAUCACGGGGCACGGCCGCCAAUCAGGGCGCGGGCGGUCGGGAUUUUGGCAGGUACAGAUGGAGCGGGGCAGAAAAGCGCGCGCCGCCGGGACCCGCCGCGCACCCGCGCUCCCGCGCCGGGGCCGCCAGCAGCCGCGGGCCAUGCCCCGGACCCGGCCGCUGCCCCGGCCGCUGCCCCGGCUCCAGCCCCAGCCCCGCCGGGCCCGCAGCGGGCGCCCCGAACCAGCCACCCCCGCUCCCGCCCCCGCGCGGGGCCGCCCGCUGCCGCCCGCCGCCGCCCCCCGCUGCCCCCCGGCCAUGUCCGCGCCCCGCCGGCUCUGAGCGCGGCCGGGCGAUGGAGGCGGCGGCGCUGGCGCGGGAGGGCGGCGGUCAGGGCCCCCCGCCCCACGAGCCCAUCAGCUUUGGCAUCGACCAGAUCCUCGGCGGCCCCGAGCCCGCGGGCGGCGGCGCGGGACCGGCCCGGGCGGCGGGGGAGCCCGACUACGGGCUCUACGGCGGCGGGUACGGCCCCGCCUGCACCCUCGGCUCCUACAACCUCAACAUGAGCAUGAACGUGAGCGUCAACGUGACCCCCGCGCCCGCCGCGCCGCCCGCCGGGGUCAUCCGCGUCCCGGCCCACCGGCCCGCGCCCGCCGCGCCGCCCGCCCCGCCGCCGCCGGUGCCCGGGCUCUCGGGGCUCACCUUCCCCUGGAUGGAGACGACGCGCCGCAUCGCCAAGGACCGGCUCUCAGCCGCGCUGUCGCCCUUCGCGGCGACCCGGCGGAUCGGGCACCCCUACCAGAACCGCACGCCGCCCAAGCGGAAGAAGCCGCGGACCUCCUUCAGCCGGGUGCAGAUCUGCGAGCUGGAGAAGCGCUUCCACCGGCAGAAGUACCUGGCCUCGGCCGAACGGGCCACCCUGGCCAAGGCCCUCAAAAUGACGGAUGCCCAGGUCAAGACCUGGUUCCAGAACCGUCGCACCAAGUGGAGGAGGCAGACGGCAGAGGAGCGCGAGGCCGAGCGCCAGCAGGCCAACCGCCUGAUGCUGCACCUGCAGCAGGAGGCUUUCCAGAAGAGCCUGAGCCAGCCGCUGCCCCAGGACCCGCUCUGCAUGCACAACUCCUCCCUCUAUGCCCUGCAGAACCUGCAGCCCUGGGCUGAGGACAACAAGGUGACGUCCGUCUCAGGGGUGGCCUCCGUGGUGUGAGGUCCCCGGGGGCCAUGGACACGCCGGUGGGCAGUGGGAGCACGGCGGGGUCUGAGCCCAGCACCUUGGGCUGCUGCCCAGGAGCUGCCCCCAUCGGCAGCCCCCUCCCUACCGUGGGAUGGCCUCCCUGGGCCCCCUUUGCUGUCCCCCCGGGCCCAUGGCCACCCUGCAGCUCCAGGUGGGCAGAUGUGCCCCUGGUUGGACUCCAAAGCUCUGUCGACCCUGCCUGGGCCCUGCCUGCGUCACCGCCGUGGGCAGCCCCCGUCGGACCCUCUGGGGAGCCCAGGGCUGGACCCCACACCCUGCUGUGCCAGACCGGGCCCCCGCCCCAGGGCCCCCCACGCUGGGGGCAGCUCCUUGGGUGGUCCCAGCUCAGGACCCGCUGCCCACCCACCAGCAGCCCCCAGCCCGGCAGCCUCCACCCGGAGCCCCCAGCUCGCUGUGGGGGGAGCCCCCGCCCGCAGAGACGGCUGCUGCGGGGUCUGCACCACCCACACGCACUUGCCUUGUCCUGGCUGGAGUUUGCCGGCUCUGGGUCCCAGCUGCAGCCCCUGGACUGGAUGAGGAACCUACAGCCCCCACCCCCCAGUAGUGGGACAGACUGACGGACUGGGCUCACCCGCCCCGUGGGCCAGGCUCCUGCCCACUCCUGGCCCCUCACCCACCGGUGUUCUGGCUCCCUGGAGCCCCGGGCCUGGACGUGCCCCCACAGCACCCCGCUACAGACUCGGAUUGCACCAGCCCCCCCAAAUGGGACUGCCCUUGUGCCCACAACCCCCAGUCUCUGGCUUCAGGGACCCCCUUCACUUCCCCCUGCGCCACCGGGGUCAGACUGAACCUCGAUCUGAUGUGACCCACAGCACACUUGUGGGGAAGCAGAGGGGUGCGCUGGGGCUGGAACACCCCCCUUCUCCAGCAAAUAUCUCUUCUUCCCUGGUGACCUCCUGAGUGUCCCCAGCCAUGGCCGGGGGUCCCCACCCCUGCCUUGUUCCCCUCUCAGCUGCCCCCCAGCCCCAUCGUCUCCCCUGCUUCACCAAUGUGGUGCCUGGUCAGUGGGACCCUAAACUUGACCUUGACCCCACCUCGGCGCUGUCCUGGAGCCUCUGCUGCCCCCGCGUUGGGCCCGGCGGGAGGCGGGCAGCCGGUGCCGGUGCCCCGGCAGCGGGAUUGGCUGCGGUUCCGUGACGCGGCCCCGUUUCACCGGGGGCGGAACCGCGGCGGCGCGGCCGCAGAAGCGGCGGGAUGAGCGCGGCCGAGGGCUGGCCCCGGUGCCGGCGGGGGGGCGAGGCGGUGCUGCGCGCCCGGGCCGAGGCUGCCGGGUACCGGCGGCUGCUCCGCGCCCGCGCGGCCGAGGUGGAGGCGCUGCGCGGGGCCGUGGGCGCGCUGCACCGGCAGCUGCAGGGGCUGCGGGACCGGCGCAGCGGGGAGCUCGCCAAGUACCAGGAGCGGGUGGCGGAGCUGGAGCGGGAGAUCGGCGCGGCGGAGGCGGAGAUGGCCCGGUGCCUGCGGGAGUACCCGGCGCUGCUGCGGCUGCGGAUGGCGCUGGAGGCGGAGAUCGCCGCGUACCGGGAGAUGCUGGAGGGCGAGGAGCUGCGCCUGGGCUGCCUGGCCCCGCCGUGACGGGACCCCGCGCCCCCAGAGCCCGGACUCUGCUCCUCGGCGUCCCCUGAGUCCCCCUUGCCCGCGCCUUGGGACCUCCACCCCCAGACGCCCAGGCCGAGGGCCCCCCGGCCCUUCUGGCGUCCUGGAGCCUCGGCCCUUCUGUCCCCUGUGCCAUGGGCUCCCUGGACUCCUGGGCUCCCUAGACCCCCGCCCCGGGAGACCCCAGCCCCCCAGGAGGGCAGCGCGCGUGGGGUCGCACACUCUCACCAGCCUCCCCGGAGCAGCAGCGAGGCUGGGCUCCCAGCCCCAGCCUGUGCGGAAGCACCUCAAUAAAGCCCCGUGGCAUUA